GUGUAUAUAAAAUCGAUUUUCUCAUCAUUAUUAUAAAACAUUACGCCGGUUGUGCUCUGAAAGUUAAGUUUUUUUUUGUUGAUAGUAGCAUCAAAUAAUUAACUUGAAAGUGUUUGUGAAGGAAUUAUUUGUGCAAAAUGAUUAGCGACGUUCAACUGGCUAUAUUUUCCAAUGUUUUGGGUGUUUUCCUAUUCCUUUUAGUGGUAGCUUACCACUAUAUCUCAGCCAACUCUAACAACAUAGCGAAGACAAAAUAAAAAUAUGCUUAAAUACAUAGCAG
This is a messenger RNA of Bactrocera tryoni, 280 nucleotides long. Its product is annotated as dolichyl-diphosphooligosaccharide--protein glycosyltransferase subunit 4. Bases 138 to 257 code for a protein of 39 amino acids. Lineage: Eukaryota; Metazoa; Arthropoda; Insecta; Diptera; Tephritidae. The transcript has 3 exons. Gene Ontology annotation, cellular component: oligosaccharyltransferase complex. The record is from RefSeq and is a predicted model, not a curated record.